GGGUCUGGGUCUGGGGUCUGGGGUCUGGGGCUGGGGUCUGGGUCAUGGCUUGGCCAUGCAUCAGCAGGGUGUGCUGCUUAUCUCGCUUUUGGAACCAACUGGACAAGUCUGACCUGUCGGUGCCAUUGACUGUCCAGAACUAUUCGGAAAUCAUUGAGCAGGAGGUGAGAUCGGUGGCUCAGCAGGUCCCCACCGACUCGGCACUGAACGGCAGCCCGGCUCUGGCCUCAGAUCACAGGAUUGGAGAACCUCCCGUUCAGGAGUCCGUCUCCAAGCACGACUUCAAGUCUUGGAAGGUGCGUAAAGAGGCGAGUUGCAAACCCAGACAGGAGUAUCAGCCGUCAGAGGUCCCCUUCUCCAGCGAGACCCAGUACAAGCUGGACUUCAAGCCCUGGCCCAUCCCCAAAAAGGCAAAUUACCCCUGGAUCAAAGGCGGGCAGGACGGGCUGUCCAUCUCCCACAGCACCAGCGCUCAGACUUUCCACCCCGGGACACAUGGAGAUAAGCAGAGAGCAGCUGAGAGGCGGGACAGCCCGAGAGAGCCGGUGAGCAGACACACCAGAGAGGAGGAGAUCAGACCAGCGGUGAAAACCACCUCCUACAGGCAGGAGUUCCAGCCCUGGACUGGAGUUAAAGUUGUUAAACCUGUCAAGAUAAGACAAGCAUACACACCCCCAGAAGAUAAGAUCAUCUUGGAGAGCAGUUAUAGAGCAGCCUUCACAGAGGAUUCAUUCAGACGUGUGGAACCAUUCCAGGUCUCAUCAAGCAGAUCUCAGAACCAAAUAGCUUCAGUUGCAGAGACUGGCAACUUAACAAAGACAGAGAACUCAGAACCAGUUGUGAAGACCAAGCUUUCGCCAUCAUCGAACUCCUCAGCUGUAUUCCAGACCAGGUCACGUGUGCUGAAUAUCUAAAGCCCUGCACAGCUUUCCCUUUAAGGACCUGGGUUUCACACUUCAGGCAGCUGCUAUCCUAUUCAACCCAAGCAACAACACACUAUGCAAAAAUGAUGAGCAUCAAAGAGUGGAAGGACAAUGGUGACUGGCAGAUGGCUUUUUAUGACUGCCUGAUUAAUAUUUCAUGUUUUACAGUGAAUUACAAAAUUGAAGGGGACUUACGUUGAACAAGCGAUUAAUGUGUUUGUGUUAUGUGCAUGUGAACAAAAUAAGAUUGGUUAUCUACAAAACUGAGACUUGGAUGAUAAGCAAUAAGCCAGAAAAUAAAACCUCUGGGUGGAUUUUUCGAACACUGCCACCGUGUCUCCUUACCAAGUGAAUUGGCAGGUGGAACUACUGGUUAAAGUGGUAAAAUGCUCCCCAAUUCAAAGCACUGUGCAAAAAGGAGACACUGUUAUAGGUUGCACACACCUGCUGACCUCAAUUGCUCUGUCCAAGGUCUAUUAAAUGUCUCUAAAGUUCUGUUUCCCACACAUUUUUCAUAUUUGCAUUUCUUGCUCAUUCCUACCAGGCAUGAGAGUUGCAACUAGUUAAUUCAAGAAGCAGCUUAAGGUGAUCAAUAAUAAAAAUCUGAAAAUAAAACUGAGAAUGAGACAGAUGGGUUAAGGCAUCAGGAUUGCCAUUCAUCAUAGCUGCCAUUCACUGGCAGUGAAGUCUAUUCCACCUGAGUUGUUAAUGCUGCUUAAACUCUCCACCUCCAAUUGGUGGAACCAUUGCACUGGGUGACAGUCUAUUCUGAACAAGUUUCCAUUCACUGCCCUGGGUGCCAUUUGAAUCCCCAUUUGCCAUGCUGGAUGCUGUAUAUUUCGAAACCUCUCAUUCACUAUACUGGUGCUGUCUAUUCUUCGUGCCCAUUCAUUGGACUGUGUGCAGUCUAUCCUAAUCUAGUCCCGAUACACUGUUUUGGGAGCUGUCUAUUCUAACCAAGCCCCCAUUUACUGUUUCACCAGCUGGGAUCCCUGCACAAGCCAGUGAUGAAAAAAGGUCUCAGAGUGGGACCCAAUGAUGAGAUUCAGAUCUCCAACUGCUAUAGCUACAAAAUAGAACCCAAAGGUAUUGCCCUUAGACUGUCGGUUUGCAAAGCUAUCCUUUAUUGUGUGACUGUGCUGGGUUUGCAAGUUAAACAGGAUAGAACUAGCAUGGAAUAGGACAGGAUAGCAAUGUGUAUUAGGAAGCUAGUACAAUGAAUAAACUACCCUUGUUUAUACCUGUA
Callorhinchus milii (elephant shark) is the source of this 2169-nucleotide messenger RNA. It is a transcript of the gene map6d1, whose product is annotated as MAP6 domain containing 1. Gene Ontology annotation, biological process: microtubule cytoskeleton organization; cytoskeleton-dependent intracellular transport; regulation of microtubule cytoskeleton organization. The record is from RefSeq and is a predicted model, not a curated record. Gene Ontology annotation, molecular function: calmodulin binding; microtubule binding. Bases 45 to 914 code for a protein of 289 amino acids. Gene Ontology annotation, cellular component: microtubule; Golgi-associated vesicle; cis-Golgi network. Lineage: Eukaryota; Metazoa; Chordata; Chondrichthyes; Chimaeriformes; Callorhinchidae. The transcript is spliced from 3 exons.